CGGAGAGAGCGCCGCCAGAGAGGGGCGCCGGAGCCAUGACCCUUCGCCGACUCAGGAAGCUGCAGCAGAAAGAGGAGGCGGCGGCCGCCCCAGACCCCGCCGCUCGGGCUCCUGACUCGGAAGCCGCUCCCGCUGCUCCGACCCCGACCCCAGCCUCGGGCCCCCCUGCUGCAGCCGCCAGCCCUGGGACCCCCGGGGACGAGCUGUACGCAGCGCUGGAGGACUACCACCCCGCCGAGCUGUAUCGCGCGCUCGCGGUGUCCGGGGGCACCCUGCCCCGCCGAAAGGGCUCAGGAUUCCGCUGGAAGAACCUCAGCCAGAGCCCUGAGCAGCAGCGGAAAGUGCUGACUUUGGAGAAGGAGGAGAACCAGACCUUUGGCUUUGAGAUCCAGACUUAUGGCCUUCACCACCGAGAGGAGCAACGCGUGGAGAUGGUGACCUUCGUCUGCCGGGUUCAUGAGUCCAGCCCUGCCCAGCUGGCGGGGCUCACACCAGGGGACACCAUCGCCAGCGUCAACGGCCUGAACGUGGAAGGCAUCCGACACCGGGAGAUUGUCGACAUUAUUAAGGCGUCUGGCAACGUUCUCAGACUGGAAACUCUGUACGGGACAUCAAUCAGGAAGGCGGAACUGGAGGCUCGUCUGCAGUACCUGAAGCAAACCCUGUAUGAGAAGUGGGGAGAAUACAGGUCCCUAAUGGUGCAGGAGCAGCGGCUGGUGCAUGGUCUUGUGGUGAAGGACCCGAGCAUCUAUGACACGCUGGAGUCGGUGCGCUCCUGCCUCUACGGCGCGGGCCUGCUCCCGGGCUCGCUGCCCUUCGGGCCUCUGCUGGCCGCCCCGGGAGGCUCCCGCGGGGGAGCGCGGCGGACCGGGGGCGACUCGGACGAUGCAGUCUACCACACGUGCUUCUUCGGGGGCGCUGAGACGCCUGCGGCCCCGCCGCCGCCGCCGCCCCCUCGUGGCAGCGCGCUCUGGACUGAGGCCCGCGAACAGGCCCUGCGCGGCCCUGGCCUGCGCAAAACCAAGUACCGCAGCUUCCGCCGGCGGCUGCUCAAGUUCAUCCCCGGACUCAAUCGCUCCCUGGAGGAGGAGGAGAGCCAGCUGUAGGGGCGGGGGCGGGCGGGGGAACGUAUUUAUUUAUUUAUUCUUUCCAGCCAGUGCAAAAAGGGGGCGGGGGCGGUCGCUCGGCCGCCACGGGGACCCCAAGAGCCCAGAGCAGCGGGAGAGGGUCCUUGGCAACCCCAGCUGGUCCUGGCUAGUCUCUGCAGAGUGGUGAACCCCAGCCCCAGGCCUCUACUCGUCCUCCCCCAAACUACACUGGGAGGUGGGCACAGGCGAACCGGAGAGUUCGGGGUUGGGAGAGGUUCGGGGGCCCAAAAUGGGACGUGCCGUCCUACAUCUGGGUCAGUAGUGCCUUGUGGGGUGUCCAGGAAAACUCCUCCUCCAGGUGGGGGGACCCUGUCCCACGAAGCCCUCUCCUCAGCUUUACUUGCUCCCCACCCUUGGCCUUGCGGAUAAAUGGCCUCCGCCCGGUCAUUCCCCUGCCCACCCCACACAGACACAGUUCCAAGUAUCCAGUGGGAGCCUGAGGGGCCCAAGGUGUGGUCUCCCUCCCUCUCAGCCUUGACCCUUAAGGGCUUGGCCCCCCUAGGGGCCUGUAACUAAGUGGGGUCCUCCUGGGCGGGGGUCCUGGGUCCUCUGCCCUUGGGAGAUAGGAAUGGGCACAUCCGGGUGGGGUGAGGCAGUACAGACUGUUCCACCGUUUUGCAUAUUGUUGCUUCUGAACCACAAACUGUAUAAAAUGGACGGUUUUUUGCA
Molecule: messenger RNA, 1817 nt
Organism: Odocoileus virginianus texanus
Lineage: Eukaryota; Metazoa; Chordata; Mammalia; Artiodactyla; Cervidae
Gene: TAMALIN
Product: trafficking regulator and scaffold protein tamalin
Biological process (GO): signal transduction
Cellular component (GO): plasma membrane
Molecular function (GO): protein binding
Source: RefSeq, a predicted model, not a curated record